Fusarium graminearum PH-1 is the source of this 585-nucleotide messenger RNA. RefSeq lists its product as uncharacterized. The transcript is spliced from 2 exons. Bases 1 to 585 code for a protein of 194 amino acids. NCBI's taxonomy places the organism in Eukaryota, Fungi, Ascomycota, Sordariomycetes, Hypocreales, Nectriaceae. The record is from RefSeq and is a predicted model, not a curated record. Gene Ontology annotation, molecular function: protein binding.
AUGCCUGGCCUUCCAGAAGGCUGGGAAGCCGACUACGAUGGCCGUCGCUGGUUCUACAAGUACAAGCCCACGGGACACAUCCAGUACCACUUCCCCAAGGAAGGCGAUGAGUUUCCGGACUUUAUAGAUAGUUUUUCGCCAGCGCCGGAUCUUGCGCCCGAAGAACGGCUCGAAUCUCAGCAACAGGUUCGUCGGUAUGGGAGUACUACCGCCGCGCCUGCUAGGCUAAGCCCGAAGAAAGACGAUGGAGGUUAUGGCAUGUCGGCUACGGCGCGGCCGGUGAGCAUGACCUGGGAUGGAGGGCUUGAAGAGGAGAGCACGGUGUUUCAGCCGGAAAGCUUCAUGUAUCUCGGGCCUGGGACGUAUACUGAUGUGAGUCCGCUGGCGGAAGAGGAAGAGGAGGCUGCGCGGAGAGUUGUUGCGGGCGGAAUUGAAGGGAGAGUCGACAAAAGUCCUUCAAAGGUUCUCAAAGUACUGCCAGCGCAGGCCCUAUCGCAGGAGAGCCAGUAUUGGUACCGCCUACAGUCGUCGAAGAAAUUCACGAGAUGCCGAGUCACGAGCCUUCACCGCCACCCGAUCCUGUAG